ACCAUUUUAAAACUAAUUGUUCUCUAAAACCUACCCUUUUCAUCAACGAAUACUAUUUGUCAAAAGUCAAAUCGCACCACCAUUCUCACUGAAAUUGAUUCUGUUUUUACUCAUAUCUAAGCACAGAAAGAGCAAAUCCUGAAGGGAAAAAAGAGAAGACUUUUGACCAGCCCAAAGCAGCGAGCUUUCUGCUUUCUAUAGAGGUUGGACCAGAUUGUAGAAGCAGGCUCAGCUUAACUCUAACUCAAGCCCCUUGAUUUCUACCUUCUAUUUAAACGAAAGGGCUUUAGGCACCCUUUAGCAACUUGGCCUUCGAACACUAUUGACUGCUUUGGAUUUGUGUGUAAUUGUGAGCUCCACUCAUCCACCAUCACCGCGGUGAUUUGCCUCUAACAAAUGGGCAGCCCUAACCAUGAUUCACCUUCUUUCCUCUCCAACAAAUCGUCCAAGAUCUUCGUAGCAGGCCACCGCGGUCUAGUUGGCUCUGCUAUCGUUCGCAAAUUCCAGGUCCUUGGCUUCACUAACCUCAUCCUCCGCACCCAUGCUGAGUUCGACCUCACUCGCCAGUCAGAUGUUGAGUCCUUCUUUUCCACUGAAAAGCCGGAAUUUGUUAUCUUGGCUGCUGCCAAAGUUGGUGGCAUCCACGCUAAUAACACUUAUCCGGCUGAUUUCAUAGCCAUCAAUCUCCAGAUCCAAACCAAUGUCAUUGACUCCUCUUAUCGCCAUGGCGUCAAGAAAUUGCUCUUUCUGGGUUCGUCCUGCAUUUACCCCAAGCUAGCUCCUCAGCCGAUCCCUGAAAAUGCCUUGCUUACCGGACCCCUGGAGCCAACUAAUGAAUGGUAUGCUGUGGCUAAGAUCGCAGGAAUAAAAAUGUGUCAAGCCUACAGAAUUCAGUACAACUGGGAUGCAAUUUCUGGGAUGCCCACCAAUUUGUAUGGUCCAAAUGAUAACUUCCAUCCAGAAAAUUCUCAUGUUCUCCCGGCUUUGAUGAGGAGGUUUCACGAGGCAAAGGUGAAUGGGGCAAAGGAGGUGGUGGUGUGGGGAACAGGGAGUCCACUGAGGGAAUUUCUACAUGUGGAUGAUUUGGCAGAUGCGGUGGUGUUUUUGAUGGAGAGCUAUAGUGGGCUGGAGCAUGUAAAUGUGGGGAGUGGGAAGGAGGUAACGAUCAAGGAGUUGGCAGAGUCAAUGAAGGAAGUGGUGGGGUUUGAAGGCGAGCUUGUUUGGGAUACAUCAAAGCCAGAUGGAACUCCCAGAAAGCUUAUGGAUAGCUCGAAGCUGUUGGGGUUGGGGUGGAUGUCUAAGAUUUCACUUAAGGACGGGCUCAUUGAUACUUACAAGUGGUAUGUGGAGAAUGUCAUUAAGCAAUGAUGUAGGUGAUUCUAACGUCUGAAUUUUGUUUCUAAUGAAGGUAUUGGCAGCCGGUCUGCUUAUUGCUAUCUGCCUCGCAAUAAUUUUAUCAGUCGUUUGUGUACUGCCUAUAUUGGAUUGUAAAAUGCUGAUGCAUUUCAUUCUAGUUCACCGGAUCUCUUUAUCCGUAUCUUUUAAUUUCUAGUUGGUGAAUGCAUUGUUUUUAAUUUUGGGAAAGAUAUCAUCAACCAGAGUAUUUUCAGCA
Molecule: messenger RNA, 1612 nt
Organism: Hevea brasiliensis (rubber tree)
Lineage: Eukaryota; Viridiplantae; Streptophyta; Magnoliopsida; Malpighiales; Euphorbiaceae
Product: putative GDP-L-fucose synthase 2
Exons: 3
Coding region: 397-1368 (323 amino acids)
Biological process (GO): nucleotide-sugar biosynthetic process
Molecular function (GO): GDP-L-fucose synthase activity
Source: RefSeq, a predicted model, not a curated record